AAAUUUAAUAGAUUCUGUAAUAUCAGUAGCGACUCGCGCAUUAAGCAGUCUAGAAGGUCCCCUGCUUUUCAGUUAAAUGGUACAGCUCAUGGUUGUCAGGUGUGAGUGGUUUGACCUCAGUUACCAUCAUGGAUGAACUAGGUCGGGAUACAGAAUACCGCGACUACAGAAUCGAAUUCAUUUCUGUUAUGGAAGAAAAUACUGAUUGUAUUACUGAGGAGCAGCGUCAGGGAAUUAAAAAAGAAUUUUCUCUUGAUGUGGUGGAAGAAAAUGUUAUUUUUAUAAAAACUGAAGAAGUAAAUACAAGUGAGUUUCUAGUAGUCAAAGAAACUGAAGAUGCUGUGGUGAAUGCAAAUAAAUCUGACUUAAGGGUUUUGAUGCAUGAUUCUGAGGACCCAUUAAAAUUAGUUCCAUCAGUGAUUGCGGACUGUAAGGAAUCGUCAAAUGGUGAUAAGACCGCGCAGAAGGAAACUGGUCGCGAGGUAUUACAUAAACAAGUGGACUGGAAAGAGAAACGUUUUGUGUGUGAUAUAUGUAGCCACAGCUUCACAUGUAACAGUAAUUUAUCAGUACACCAAAGAGUUCAUACAAAAGAGAAACCUUAUAAAUGUGAAGUUUGCACCAAGCCAUUCGCUAGGAAAGGUGAUUUAUCUGUGCAUAUGAGAGCACAUACAAACGAGAAGCCUUAUAGUUGUGAGUUAUGUAGCAAAUACUUUUUGAAGAAAGGUCAUUUAGUAUACCAUAUGAGAAUACACACAAAAAAGAGGCCUUAUAGCUGUGAGGUAUGCAGUAAGUCAUUCAGAAAUAAGGGAGCUAUAGUGGGACACUUGAGAGUUCAUACAAAAGAGAGGCCUUUUAUUUGUGAACUAUGUAGUAAGGCAUUCUCUCUGAAAGGUAAUCUGGUGGUACACAUUAGAGUCCAUACAAAAGAACAACCUUACAUAUGUGAACUUUGCAUGAAAUCAUUCUCUCGCAGAGAAUAUUUAAGAAAACACAAGUGUUUAUAAUAAAGCUAGGGAGACUAGCUGACAGGAGAUGCGCUAGAUUAUUAUAGUCCCAGUGGGACAAAAUCAAUUACGCAUCAAAGAAAAAGAUGGAAAUAAGAUUGAUUUUGUCACACUUGAAAAGCACAUGCAUUAUCAGUGUGUUUAAGUUUAUGCCCUAUCAAUCAGUCUCUCUCCCUCUCUCUCUCUCUCUCUCUCUCUCUCUCUCUC
Messenger RNA from Penaeus chinensis, 1214 nucleotides. Its product is annotated as zinc finger protein 239-like. NCBI's taxonomy places the organism in Eukaryota, Metazoa, Arthropoda, Malacostraca, Decapoda, Penaeidae. The transcript has 2 exons. The record is from RefSeq and is a predicted model, not a curated record. Bases 129 to 1007 code for a protein of 292 amino acids.